GAUCCAAUCCCCAAUUUUACCCUUUCUCGACUAAUCAAUCAAUCCCUUCCAUUUCUAAGCCAGUAGCCGCCGUUUCGCCGUCACCCCGUCGAUUUCAUCCGAGUUCCUAAAUUUUGUUCCUCGUCUCUUUCGCCCGCCAUUCAAUCGCCUUCUCUUCUUCUCCUCAUUUCUGCCGCGUAUUCUUGUCUGCCUUCGUCGUCCUCCAAGACAGGGAAUCGUAUUGUUUUCUCCUUUUACGACUUUGUCGGUGGCUUUGUUUCCAAUCUCAUUGACGUUGCACCAACUUGUUCUGAUUUCAUUGAAUAGAGUUUUUCCUCUGCUCAUAUUCACAGAAAAUGCAAGCCCUUCUUCGUGCAUUUACACAGCUCUCAGUCAACAUCAACAAUAAAACUGGAUCGCUCCACAACCUUGCUCCUUUCUUUGCAUUUAAAAAUUCCUUUUCUACACAUAAUAAUGAUAGUGGGAGCAAAGACUCAGAUUGGACUGCUGAUUUUGGCGGAACUGGGUCUUCAACAUCUGACCCAUUGAAUUGGGACUUGGGUGCCUCCUCCUGGUCUACUGGACUUACCAAGGAGCACUUUGAUGGUGAAGUAAUUGGGCAAAAGGUGGCUUCAGAUCCACGUCAAAGCCCAUCCCAUGGGGGUCAUUUGGGUCAAUCCCGUCAGGGUGGAAGCUAUUCAGAUGCUAGGUGGACCGAUGUAGAGAUGGAAAAAGUAAGGGAAUUGGAGGCAGCAAAUCGCAGGGGUGCCUCAUUUGUAGAUAGCUGGGAUAAUAAAAUGAAUGAGAUGACCGUCUUGAUGAAGCAGGUGAGGGAGCCUGGAGCCAGGGGGUCAUACUUGAUGGAUUCAGAGAAGGCAGAAAUGUAUAAAAAGCACAAGGAAAAUCCUGAGGUUUACACUGUGGAGAAGUUAGCAAAAGAAUACAGGAUAAUGAGACAACGAGUGCAUGCAAUUCUAUGGCUGAAGGAGCUAGAAGAGGAGGAGGAAAAGAAGCUUGGACGCCCAUUAGAUGACUCUAUUGAGUUGUUGCUUGAUAGUUUCCCCGAGUUCUUCAUCUCUCACGACAGGGAGUUCCAUGUUGCAUCUCUGCCAUAUAAGCCUGAUUUUAAGGUCAUGCCCGAGGGUUGGGAUGGCACCACUCGAGACCCGGAUGAGGUGCACUAUGAGAUCUCUAUGAAAGAGGAUGAAAUGCUUUACAAAGAAUUUGUCGAGCGGAUGAAUUUCAACAAAAUGAAGAUGGCCAAGCAGGUGAAAUGCCACAAAUACAGCCGGAGACGUCCUUCCGAAGGAUGGAAUUUCAUGGUGGAGAAACUUGGUCCGCGCGGAAAACGUGGCAAUGGAGGCGGGUUCAAGUUUAUCAGCAAUCCAGAUGGCUCGAGCAGACCUCUCAAUGAGUUUGAAAAGAUGUUUGUCAAAAGAGAGACUCCUCGUAGGCGCCGCAAGAUUCUCCCUUAGGUUAGUUAUCCUACAAUUAUACACUGAUCUACAAUUUUCUGAGUUUUGGUAGCUUAUGUCGCCAACUAAGGUGUGGUACCAAUUAAUUGUCUGCUUGCUAGUUCUAGUGAGUUCUUAAUUGUCUGUUAUACAGCAAUUUCAUCGAUUUUCAUCAAAUAUUCGUAACUUGUUUGGACGUAUUUGCUGCAUAAAUGAUACGAGGAGUUUCACAAA
Messenger RNA from Andrographis paniculata, 1667 nucleotides. Its product is annotated as protein GAMETE CELL DEFECTIVE 1, mitochondrial. The transcript is spliced from 6 exons. Bases 336 to 1454 code for a protein of 372 amino acids. The record is from RefSeq and is a predicted model, not a curated record. NCBI's taxonomy places the organism in Eukaryota, Viridiplantae, Streptophyta, Magnoliopsida, Lamiales, Acanthaceae.